UUGAACAGGAUCAGUGGUCCCACCAUAGACCAAGUAAUGUAAUAUAGGGUGGGUCCCACAGAGUACAUUAUAUAAACACUAUACAGUAAUCUCUGCUAACCUUUGUCUGCUAACGCUAACCUAAUUUUACAUAAAUUAGUAAAUAAAUGUAAGUAAAAUAUUCAACAAAAUAAAGUAAAAUGGGAAAAACUUCGAAGGACAAAAGAGACAUUUACUACAGAUUGGCUAAAGAGGAAGGUUGGAGAGCCAGAAGCGCUUUUAAACUAUUACAAAUUAAUGAGGAAUAUAAUAUUUUUGACGGUGUAUUGCGAGCCGUAGAUUUGUGUGCCGCACCAGGUAGUUGGAGUCAAGUGUUAACCAAAAAACUGCGUAAAAAUGCUAAAAAUGAAGAUGAUGUAAAAAUAGUUGCAGUGGAUUUACAAGCUAUGGCAUCGCUUCCUGGUGUCAAACAAAUACAAGGAGAUAUUACAAAGUUAUCAACAGCAAAUGAAAUUAUCAAAGAAUUCGAAGGCCUAAAAGCAGAUUUAGUUGUCUGCGACGGAGCACCAGACGUCACAGGCUUGCAUGAUAUAGAUGAGUAUGUCCAAUCACAGCUUCUUCUCGCCGCAUUAAAUAUAACAACACAUGUACUGAAAGCUGGUGGUGUCUUUGUGGCAAAAAUAUUCAGAGGAAAAGAUGUAACUUUAUUGUAUUCACAGUUGAAGCUUUUUUUCGAAUUUGUAACAGUUUCAAAACCGAGAAGUUCAAGGAAUUCAAGUAUUGAAGCUUUUGUUAUAUGUCAGAAUUAUAACCCACCUCCAGAUUAUAUACCUACCAUGGUUAAUCCAUUGCUUGAUCAUAAAUAUUGUGACUUCAAUCAAUUCACAGGGCCUAAUAGGUUUAUAGUACCAUUUAACGCAUGCGGUGAUCUGAGUGCCUAUGAUUCUGACACAUCAUAUCCUUUGUUGUUGGAAGGACAAGAUUCUUAUGAAUAUAUGGAACCUGUCCAGAAACCAAUUGAUCCACCUUAUAAAGAAAUAUUAGAAAAAACUAAAUCCAUACAAAUAAAUAAAACUUAAUUGAAA
Melitaea cinxia (Glanville fritillary) is the source of this 1064-nucleotide messenger RNA. It is a transcript of the gene Trm7-32, whose product is annotated as putative tRNA (cytidine(32)/guanosine(34)-2'-O)-methyltransferase. Gene Ontology annotation, cellular component: cytoplasm. NCBI's taxonomy places the organism in Eukaryota, Metazoa, Arthropoda, Insecta, Lepidoptera, Nymphalidae. Bases 180 to 1058 code for a protein of 292 amino acids. Gene Ontology annotation, biological process: cytoplasmic translation; tRNA methylation. Gene Ontology annotation, molecular function: tRNA methyltransferase activity. The record is from RefSeq and is a predicted model, not a curated record. The transcript has a single exon.